Molecule: messenger RNA, 1245 nt
Organism: Hippocampus zosterae (dwarf seahorse)
Lineage: Eukaryota; Metazoa; Chordata; Actinopteri; Syngnathiformes; Syngnathidae
Gene: ambp
Product: alpha-1-microglobulin/bikunin precursor
Exons: 10
Coding region: 71-1132 (353 amino acids)
Cellular component (GO): cell surface; plasma membrane
Molecular function (GO): serine-type endopeptidase inhibitor activity
Source: RefSeq, a predicted model, not a curated record
GAUGGGCUUUAUGCUGAGACUUCCCGAGCAUCGGUCAUCACAAAGACGAACGCGUUGAAAAACUGCGAUCAUGCGAAAAAUUGCGUUUCUGGCUUCUGUGCUUAUCCUGGCAUGCAUCUGGACCAUCCAGGCGCUUGUUCUCCCAGAACCUACAUAUCCUACCCAGGAGAAUUUCGACCUAACCAGGUUUUUAGGGACUUGGCAUGAUGUUGCUGUGGCAAAGACAUGCCCACAUAUCGACCACCACAGAAUGGACUCUGCAAUCGGCAAGCUGGUGUUGCAGAGAGGACCCGCCGACGAUAAACUGGAAAUGAUAAGAACUGUUCUCAAAAAUGGGACCUGUAAGCAGAAAAGUGGACACUAUCAUCUGACGACAACACCGGGACAUUUUCAUUUUACGAAGUGGGGCACUGAAGUAGACGCCUACGUGGUGCACACCAACUACGAGGAAUACGCCCUGAUGAUAUCCGUCAAGGAGAGGUCACCGGGCCAGAGAAGCAUCUCAGUGAAGCUUUACAGUAGGACCAUGGACGUGAGGGACACGUUGCUGGAUGACUUUAAACGGCUGGUCAGAGAGCAAGGGAUGAGCGAUGACAACAUUAUCAUCAAACAGAACAAAGGUCACUGUGAACCUGAAGAGCAGGUCGAAGAACCGGCAACUGUUUUUGAAGUAAGCAAAAGGACGAGGAGGGACGUUGCACCAACUUUGGCUCUGGCAGAAAUGGAAUUGGACGGUUCUGGUGAUAACAUGCUUACGUUCAAUGGAUCGGAGGCGUGCAGUCUAGGGCCGGAACCGGGGCCGUGUUUCGGCAUAAAACAGCAUUACUUCUAUAACUCCAGCGCCAUGAGCUGCCAGAAGUUUAUAUACGGAGGCUGUCUGGGCAACAAGAACAACUUCAAGACUGAGAGGGAGUGUCUGCAGAGGUGUCGCACUGAGGCGGUGUGUCGUCUCCCCCUGUCCCCUGUGGCGUGCACGGGCGAGCCCCUCAACUGGUCCUUCGAUUCCACCCUUGGCGAAUGCGUGCCUUACAAAGCGGGCUACUGCCAGACCAACGGCAACAGGUUCUACAGCAAAGCCGAGUGCGAAGAGUACUGCGGCCUAAAAGUUCCAAAAAUCCUGGAAGAAGAGUGAGGCAACAUCCCAGCGCUCACAGUCGAAAUACCAAUUACUGACUGGAUGUUUCUUGUUGGAAAUAUCAUUAUAUUAGCAUGCCAGAGCAUUUUACCAAUAAAAUGUUGAAUCUG